UGGGUUAGAUUGCAAUAGACACAUGCGAGUAUUGCAAAUGAGCUUGUAACCCGAAUUGAUCUGUGUAUGUUACGGAUAUCGAGGUCAAACAUAUUUUUCUGGUCAGUGUAUAGUUUGACUAAGAACAUGGCGACUGCAUCUGUGUCUUCGGGCGUGAAUUUCAAGUUCAGGGUGGUGGAAGGAGAUUUGUUUUCCUGUCCAGCCACAGAUUCCUUAGCUCACUGUAUCAGUGAAGAUAUUCGUAUGGGCAGAGGAAUUGCUGUCUUGUUCAAGAAAAAGUUUAAACGUGUGGAUAAACUCAAGGCUAUGAAAAAGAAGACAGGGGAAUUAGCUGUUCUGAAUGAUGGAGGAAGAUUUAUAUAUUACCUGAUAACGAAACCUAAAGCUAAUGAUAAACCAACCUAUGAUACACUGAAGUCUAGUCUGGUGGAGAUGAAGAAACACUGUGUCAGGAACAAUGUCACUUCACUGUCCAUGCCUUGUAUUGGUUGUGGUCUGGACUGCCUUAACUGGGAGGAGGUGUCUACAAUGAUAUGCGAACUCUUUUAUGACACAGAAAUGACAAUCACUGUUUAUCAGUUACCUCGAAAAUCUUAAAUGUAAAAACAAGUUUUAUAUUUGAAACCGCUGUGUAGUGGAUAUCAACAAAACAUAUACCGGCUUCAUUUCUACAGGCAUUUCAUUUGUUGAGGGUUUAAUAAUUUACCUACUCGCAUUAGACACAUACUAUGUCGCAGUGUUACCAAGUAGACAUUUCAAAAAAAUAUUAUGUGACUGCUGAAAACUGCUUUUCAGCUACCAAUCAUAUAUAUAUUUCACCUACAUAGUAAUAUCAGCAUCAGCUAUAUUUAUUUCAGGGGGAUCGCUGUUUACUUCUCUUGGACCAUCCUAUAUUCAAAGUCACAGGUCACAGAGGUCAAAGUUGUAAAAUCUUUUGAACACCUUUCUUCAAUGACCAAGACUUUAAAUGUCAGUAAUGCAAAUUGCUGUGUAUUGUAAAAGAUAUUGAAUACCAAGUGAGUGACACAGGAUCAUUAGGCCUCCUGUUAACUAUUACAUCCAGGUUCUCAAAUAUUGCUAUUGAUUUGUAGAUAGCAAUGCCUUACGGUGUGCGGUCAUCCAAGCAUGACUACUCAUCAGUUUAAACUUUAGUGUAAAUUUAGGUGACCAUCAAUCAAUAUGAAGUUUUGUGUGGAGUAAGAAUUCUUAGUACAUUAGUGUGUACAUUGUAUAUAAUUUUGUUUUAACGAGGAGUUUAAUUUCAUGUUCUGAAAUUUUUCAAAAGCUAGAUGAAUCAGCAAUGAUCAGUACGUGCAUCUUCAUUGUACUAUCAAAUGCUUUAACUUUUUCUCUGAAGUCUUUAGCUCUUUUCCAUUAGCUGUUUAAGGAACAAACACACUGAAGUUAUUAGUGGUAUGAUAUGUUUACUUGUUUUGUGUUUCGACAAAUAUAAGACAAAGACAGCAAUUGUGUUGUAUACAAGUUAUGUGAAAUCUAGUGUGUUGUGUACAACAUACAGUGUGUAUGUGUACAAAAUACAAUGUGUAUGUGUACAAGAUACAAUGUGUAUGUGUACAAGAUACAAUGCGUUUGUGUACAAGAUACAAUGUGUAUGUGUACAAGAUACAAUGCAUUUGUGUACAAGAUACAAUGUGUUUGUGUACAAGAUACAAUAUGUAUGUGUACAAGAUGAUAUGUGUAUGUGUACAAGAUACAAUGUGUAUGUGUACAAGAUACAAUGUGUUUGUGUACAAGAUACAAUGUGUUUGUGUACAAGAUACAAUGUGUUUGUGUACAAGAUACAAUGUGUAUGUGUACAAGAUACAAUGCGUUUGUGUACAAUGAUACAAUGUGUAUGUGUACAAGAUACAAUGCGUUUGUGUACAAGAUACAAUGUGUAUGUGUACAAGAUGAUAUGUGAAUGUGUACAAAAUCUUUGACAAUGGAUGUAUUGUGUACAGUUAUAUACAUUUUGUAUAACUGACAUUGAAACUAUGUAUAUGCACGGCACCUGUAGCUGAUGUGUUUUAUACCUAAUGGUAAAAUAUUGAUUUGGUUGUAUACACAAUAACUAACACUAGUUGUUUGUCAAAUAGUAUUAAUCUUGUAACUUGUAAAUUUUUCAUUUGAUAACAUUUUAGUUUCAUCAGCAGUGAACAGUGUUAUUAAAACGUUUGAGAGAUACAGACUCCAAUGUAUUAACAUGCUAUGGAUUUUGCUUAAUUAACCGGUAGAAUUACACAAGAUUUUUUUUUUGUAUAUGUUUGUUAUUGGAUGUGUUUAUCAAUCAAUCGUCGUUGUCGGCGAUGUGAUAAAAAAAUAGUUCUAAUUUAAUAAAUAAUGGAAGCAUUUU
Ylistrum balloti is the source of this 2353-nucleotide messenger RNA. Its product is annotated as ADP-ribose glycohydrolase OARD1-like. The record is from RefSeq and is a predicted model, not a curated record. Bases 67 to 597 code for a protein of 176 amino acids. The transcript has 4 exons. Lineage: Eukaryota; Metazoa; Mollusca; Bivalvia; Pectinida; Pectinidae. Gene Ontology annotation, biological process: peptidyl-glutamate ADP-deribosylation.